CCCGGGGUUUAAUAUCCCGAGGAUUAAUGAUGAUCGGAACUGUAUCGACGGAAGUGCCAAAUGAGUCAACAUUAGAGUGGAGGAAUCUGGGAAUUGCCGCACAUACUACAUGCCUUCGCUGCAUAUGCGGAAGUAUUGCGCAAUCCCGAUCGGAUGUUAGUCCGACUUCUUACCCUGUUACUUGCCUCCACCGCAGCCCAACGAUAGCAUGGCUAGCGACUCGAAUUUCUCCUCUGUGCCCAUACUAGAUUACCCGUUGAUUCGGCAUGGCCGAAAGGCCGAGUUUGUUGAACUGUUACGCCAUGCACUCGUAAAUGUGGGGUUUCUUUACCUGUUAAAUUCCCCAGUCGAAGAGACUCUGGUGAACCGGGUGAAGGCCCACGUCUCCAAGUUCUUCGAUCUACCUAUCGAACGGAAAGAGCGACUUGCGAUGAGGAAGUCACCUCAUUUCCUUGGCUUGGAUCGUGAGCAAUUCGACUUUGCUGCGGAGCAUACGAACCGGUGGACGGAAGGUCAGCCGGAUUGGUUAAGAUUAUGGGGUCCGCCGCAGUGGCCAGACGAUGAUGAAUUACCUCGUCUUAAGCAAGACCUUGAGGCGUAUCUUGAGGAACUGAAGCACUUGAGCUUUGAGUUCACUAAUCUUGUAGAGGAAGCUCUUGAAUUGCGACCUGGUGCUUUGGAUGCUUUCUUCGAUUCGCCUAAGGAGUCUAUGUCGCACCGAGGGAAGCUCAUCAAGUAUCCCAGCGUGAGUGAGAUAUCCGGCGGUGCUCAAGGGGUUGGUCCACACUACGAUGCUGGAUUCCUGACCUUACUUCUCCAAUUGUCCGAUCUUCCUGGACUCCAAGUCCAAAACGUGUCAGGACAGUGGAUCGAUGUUAUCCUAAGACCCAACACACUAGUGGUGAACAUCGGGAAGGCUUUAGAGCAUGUUACACAAAAUGUUGCAAUUGCAACCUCACAUCCCGUGGUUUCUCCGCCUGUAGGAUCACCACCCAGGUAUUCUGUUCCGUUUUUCCAGAGCAUAAGUGAAUCAGUACGGAUUAGUGAGAUAAAACUGGACAUCCCACCCCAUAUCCUAAGUCUUCGUGAUGCUCGGCGGCCUAGUGCCGACCGGUCUCAAGGUGCGCAGGCCCUGGCCAGUGAUCAUUCUCACACAUCAUCAAAUGUUAUAGCCGUCAAUCACGGGGAAUAUCUUCGAGACAUCUCGGGCCUUGUUUACUUGACCGGACGAAUCAAGAGCCAUCCCGAUGUUGCUGAAGCGCAUUAUCCGCACUUGUACAGGAAGAUAUUUCCUAACGGUGCUCCAGAGUUUGGAAGCUGAGAUGUGGAACCCAAACAAGGUCAGAUCGUCGCAAGACUUUAAUAGUCGCAUUCUUGUCUUUGGUUAGGAAUUGAUCAAUUGCAUGCAACACUCGCUGUCCUCGUUUCGGGAGUGACUGAUCCCCCAUGCGUCGUAAUUCAGUG
This is a messenger RNA of Cantharellus anzutake, 1464 nucleotides long. RefSeq lists its product as uncharacterized. The transcript has 10 exons. Lineage: Eukaryota; Fungi; Basidiomycota; Agaricomycetes; Cantharellales; Hydnaceae. The coding region runs from base 209 to 1321 and encodes 370 amino acids. The record is from RefSeq and is a predicted model, not a curated record.